CUCAGAGCCGUCUGGACGAUUAGUGCGACCUCGCAUUACCCCGCCGCCUCAUUUGAUAUUUAACUCGCCUGCUGCCGUGCCUCCUCAGAGCCGUCCGGACGAUUAGUCCGCCCUCGCAUUCCCCCACCGUCCCCGCCGCCGCCGCCGCAUCUGGGAUGAUCUCCGUCGACGAAGCGCUCCGCGCGGUGCUGCGCGUGGCUGAGCAGCGAAAACCGACGCCGGUCGCGCUCGCUCUUCCCGACGCCCUCGGCCUCGUCUUGGCCGAAGACAUCCGCGCCCCCGACCCCUUGCCUCCCUAUCGCGCCUCCAUUAAGGAUGGGUAUGCUGUGGUAGCUUCUGAUGGACCCGGUGAAUAUCCUGUAAUUACAGAGUCAAGAGCUGGCGACGAUGGGCUUGAUGUGGUGGUUACUCCCGGAACUGUCGCAUAUGUGACUACUGGAGGACCUAUUCCUGACGGUGCUGAUGCUGUUGUGCAAGUUGAGGAUACCGAAGAAGUCACUGGCGUGUUGGAUGGUCUGAAGCGGGUUAGGAUAUUGGCGGGAGUAACAAAAGGGCGUGAUAUUCGUAAUGUGGGAUGCGACAUUGAGAAAGAUGCAGUAGUGUUGAAGUCAGGUGAGCUCAUAGGUUGCCCUGAGGUCGGUCUUCUAGCGACAGUCGGAGUCACUAAAGUGAAGGUCUACCCUAGGCCGACUAUUGCUGUGCUUUCUACAGGAGAUGAGCUAGUGGAACCGUCGAUUCAAUCUCUGAGCCGUGGCCAGAUUAGAGACUCUAACCGUGGCAUGCUACUGGCGGCGGCGAUUCAGCAGCAAUGUAAAAUUAUUGAUUUGGGUAUCGCAAAAGAUGAAGAAGAUCGCCUUAAUGAGGUUUUGGAUGUGGCUGUGAACUCGAAUAUUGAUAUACUUAUAACUUCUGGUGGUGUUUCCAUGGGCGAUAAGGAUUUCGUCAAACCUUGUUUGGGAAAGAGAGGAAUUAUUCAUUUUGAAAAGGUUCUUAUGAGGCCAGGAAAGCCGUUGACGUUUGCUGAAAUUUCUGCACAAGUGAAAGAUUCUGAGCGCUCUAAGACCAUCCUCGCAUUUGGUUUGCCUGGAAAUCCUGUGAGCUGCAUUAUUGGCUUUAAUAUUUUUGUUAUCCCUGCGAUACGCCAGCUUUCUGGUUGGUCGAAUCCUCAGCUCCAAAGGGUACAUGCGCGACUCACACAGCCUAUAAGAACAGACCCUCAUCGCCCGGAGUUUCAUCGUGCAAUAAUAAGAUGGGAGCUUGAUGAUGGAUCCGGAUGGCCUGGUUUUGUCGCCAAGAGCACUGGUCAGCAAACAAGCAGCCGUUUACUAAGUAUGAAGUCUGCAAAUGCAUUGCUAGAGUUGCCGGCAAGUGGACAGAUACUUGAUGCAGGAACGGCCGUUCGGGCUAUAGUAAUUUCAGAUAUAAGCAGCUUUCCUGCUAACAAGUUGGUUGGUGAGCCAGCUUCUCUGUCACUUCAUGAUGGGCAUGCUAAUCGAAUCCCGGCUUCAUCUAUGUUGUCAGACACCGGAUCUCAGGAAACAAAGCUUAAAGUAGGAAUACUUACUGUCAGUGAUACUGUCUCAUCAGGUGCUGGCCCUGAUAGGAGUGGUCCAAGAGCAAUUGCUGUUGUGAAUUCUUUAUCAGAAAAGCUAGGAGGAGCGAAUGUGGUUGCAACAGCUGUAGUUCCUGAUGAAGUAGAAGAGAUAAAGGAUGUGCUACAAAAGUGGAGCGAUAUUGAUAACAUCAACCUCAUUUUGACCUUAGGUGGGACUGGAUUUACACCAAGAGAUGUUACACCUGAAGCUACGAAGUCUGUGAUAGAGAAAGAAGCUCUUGGUCUUGUAUUUGCAAUGCUUCAAGAGAGUAUGAAGGUGACACCAUUUGCGAUGCUCUCGAGGGCGACUGCGGGGAUCAGAGGGUCAACAUUGAUCAUCAACAUGCCCGGUAAUCCGAACGCGGUUGCUGAAUGCAUGGAGGCGCUGAUUCCGGCUCUCAAACAUGCCCUGAGGCAGAUAAAGGGGGACAAGAGAGAGAAGCAUCCCCGUCACAUUCCGCAUUCCAAAGCGCAGCCGGUAGACCAAUGGGAACGGAGCUUUCAGGCUGCCUUUGCCGGCGGAGAUUGUCCGUGCUCACAUUAAACAAAUUUUCGAGAGGUGGUCGAAAGUGCGGAGGCGUUACGCGGCAGUUGUAUGCGUGGAGAGCUGUAGAAAUGGAGAUUUGUCGAUGCUAUCGACGUUUUGUAGCAUUCCGUUGUACUGUGUUAACACAAAAGAGGGAUGAAGAGUUUCUUGUCGAACUUUCGAGGUUCCAAAAUAACUUAUUCUAAAUAUUAUGUUACGUGGUUGUAGCAACUGAGACUGAAUUAUGAAAUUAAGGACUGGAAGAAAGAAAAGAAAAUCAAUUA
Molecule: messenger RNA, 2404 nt
Organism: Ananas comosus (pineapple)
Lineage: Eukaryota; Viridiplantae; Streptophyta; Magnoliopsida; Poales; Bromeliaceae
Product: molybdopterin biosynthesis protein CNX1
Exons: 13
Coding region: 156-2138 (660 amino acids)
Biological process (GO): Mo-molybdopterin cofactor biosynthetic process; molybdenum incorporation into molybdenum-molybdopterin complex
Cellular component (GO): cytoplasm; cytosol
Molecular function (GO): molybdopterin molybdotransferase activity
Source: RefSeq, a predicted model, not a curated record